AUGAAACCUUAUAUCAUUGAUUUGAAGCUUAAGGAUACAGAAAAGGUUAAUUGGAAGAAGAGUCUUUCCAAUUAUUUGAAGAAAUCAUAUGGGUCCAGAAAUUGGGAGAGCUUUUAUGAUGAAAAAUUGACCUCCAAUUUGGACCAUUUAAGAAAUAAUGCUAAUGGCGAAUUAGCCCCUGAUGCAUUAUUAGAACAAAAUUAUAAAUAUUAUGCUCUGCUAGAGCAUUUAAAUUUACGGGUCGGUAAGAAUAGUUCACAAUUGAAGAUCGAUUUCAUCUGGUACGAUGCUGAAUAUUCGUUAACUCCAAAGGAUCAAAAGUAUAAGCAACAUACCAUAACCUUCGAAAAGUCAUGCAUCCUCUACAAUAUUGCAGCCAUUCUUUCACAGGCUGCUAAAGAGAAAAUCGACAGCGAUCCUAAGAUUGCAAUUGGGCUCCUAUCUAAAGCUACCACAACUUUCCAGUAUUUAUCUGAAAACUUUCUAAACUCGCCAUCAGUUGACUUAAAAGCUGAGAAUACUCAAUUCCUAACGAACUUAUGUCAUGCAGAAGCACAGGAAGUAUUCUUAUCAAAAUUAUUAAGUAGUCCCACAGCUGAAAAGCAGGCUUCCCUAAUUAGCAAAUUGGCAUUUGCUACUUACAACUUAGUGGACAAAUGCUCGAAAUAUCUAAAGGCUCCAGAGGGAGGUGUUUCACCAUAUGGUGAACCCAGAUGGAGUACAAUUAUGACUUGUAAGGCAUAUCUUUAUAGAUCGAUUACUGCAUAUUAUUAUGCCCUGCAUUUGGUGCAAGAGAAUAAAAUCGGUCAAUCUAUCGCAUUUUUGAAGAUCGCUAACCAAAACAUUGUUUCAGCAUUCCCUUUUAGAUCCUCAUUAAACGAUUAUUUCGAUUUCGAAGGGUUUAAAGAGACCAUUAACAAUAAAAUGAGAGAGUUUAACAAGGAUAAUGAUUAUAUAUAUCAUGAUUUGAUUCCAUCUAGUGUCUCAAUCGAAAGUAUCAAGCCAAUGGAUGCCAUUAAAUCCCCGACUUGGCUACAGCAAUUACAACCCUAUAUGGACGCAAGCUCAAAUGAUGCAGAUAUUUUGUAUAAGGGAAUUGUCCCAAUGGAAAUAUAUGAAAAAGAAAGUAUUUACUCAGAAGAAAAAGCUCAGCUACUAAGAAAGGAAAUGGAAUCAGUGGAAACUGCAGACUUGGAAUAUACGUCGUUCGUGGAAUUUACCAACUUACCCAAGUUGAUCAAUGACCUAAAAAAGAAAUAUACAACUGGUGGAAAUAAUAAUGAUGCAGACCCACAACUUGAAAUGAUGAGAGAUCAAAUUAAAUCAUGGGCGUAUGCAGUUCAACAGAAUGAAUUUAAUGAUAUUGAAAGAAUCAUUAAUGUCAUUUCUUCAAAAAGGAAGGAAAUCUUGGAUAUUUUGGCAACAUUACCUGCAGAGGAAAAGGAGAAUAUCCUUAAAUUGAAAGCGUCAUUAGUCGAAGCAUCACAGUCUGAUGAGAAACUGUUUAGACUUAUUAAACCAUACGUAGCUGAGAUCAAGCUGUUAUGCAAUGAUUCUUCGCUAUGGAGAAAGUUUGAUGAAUUUCAGUCAGCAGGAGCUUUCCAACCAAGCUUGUUAGAUAUUGACGAUUCUAAGACAGAAUUAAUAUUGUCUAAAUUAAAGGCUAUAACCCAAUUUGCUGAAGACCUGAGACUAUUAAAAGAGGAACGUGCGAGAACGAUGGGUGAAUUGAAAGAUUACGUUAAUAAUAAUGAUGAUAUCACUAGUCUGUUGUUAGCCAAUAAGGAUAAGUCGGAUGCCGAAUUGCAAUCAUUGUUUGAAAGUGAGUUAGCAAAGUUUGAGCCCUUGACAACAAGGAUAGAAGCCACAAUAUUCAAACAGGGCUCCACCAUAAAUGGAGUUAAAAUCGAAUUGGAUAACAUAUUUGGCCUGACCGGAAUACAAGACAAAACACCGGAAGAGCAAAAGGCUGAACUUGAACGAAAAUUGUUUUUUGACAAAUUGGAAGAGGCUACAACUAAGUUCACCAUAUUUAGUUCAGAUAUUCAGAAGGGAUUGAAUUUCUACAACUCUCUACUUAAGAUGAGCAAAGAUUUACAGAACUCAGUUGAGCAAAAUCCAUCUAGAAACACUUCUAACAUCACGAUGCAACCUCCUCCUGCACGUCCUCCACUUCCUAUGCAACCACAAAGAAUGGGUACGAGUUCAUACUCUCCUAUACCACCUUCUGAUCUUAACUCCAGAUUCGAUAAUUUAAAUUUGAACCACACACAGCAAUAUCAAGGCACUUUCUCGAACGAACCUAAUAGAACUCAUAUGCAAGAAGGUCCACCUGCAUAUGUCGAAUCUACUUUCGGGAUGAACAACUUUCCAUCUCAACCUGCACCAUCAAAUUACCAACGUCCACCUAUUCCUGUACCUCAAGCCCAAGCUUCGCUGGGAGCGCCUCAAGUACCACCAAAACAGCCUCCCAUGGGAAUGAAUGAUUUAUUAUCGAGGAGACAACAAGUUGAAAAUGAAGAGCGUGAACUGCAACAAAAUCCAACUUCGUUUUAUAAUAAAACAUCCGUUUUUGAUGAAAACUUAUAUUCCAAGUAUAGUACAUAG
Naumovozyma castellii is the source of this 2607-nucleotide messenger RNA. RefSeq names its product Bro1p (gene BRO1). The record is from RefSeq and is a predicted model, not a curated record. NCBI's taxonomy places the organism in Eukaryota, Fungi, Ascomycota, Saccharomycetes, Saccharomycetales, Saccharomycetaceae. The coding region runs from base 1 to 2607 and encodes 868 amino acids. The transcript has a single exon.